Messenger RNA from Impatiens glandulifera, 1137 nucleotides. RefSeq names its product probable galacturonosyltransferase-like 4. The transcript has a single exon. Lineage: Eukaryota; Viridiplantae; Streptophyta; Magnoliopsida; Ericales; Balsaminaceae. The record is from RefSeq and is a predicted model, not a curated record. The coding region runs from base 36 to 1088 and encodes 350 amino acids. Gene Ontology annotation, cellular component: Golgi apparatus. Gene Ontology annotation, molecular function: glycosyltransferase activity.
UCAUCCAUUCCAAUUUCCCAUGCAGAGAGAACAGGAUGGUCUGUUGGAGAAGAAGAAGUUCAUCUUCCCCACCUCUCCAUAGCCUCCUGUCUCUCUCUCACUUCCCAUUAAUCAUCCUCCUCUUCGGAGCAACCGGCAUCAAAUCGCAAAAUCAAUUCCCCCUGUUUCGUGAAGCAUCAGCUUUCAGAAAUGGCGAAUCUUGUGGAAUACCCAACAGUAAAUCCCACGUCCACGUGGCAAUGACCCUUGACGCCAAUUACAUACGAGGAACAAUGGCUGCCGUUUUCUCAAUCCUCCAACAUUCAACAUGUCCAGAAAACGUAGUAUUCCAUUUCCUCUGGUUAAGUGUCGACCCAGAAAUAUGGUCAAGUAUACGUUCAACGUUCCCUUAUCUAUCAUUCAGAUUGUACAAAUUCGAAUCGAAUUGGGUUCAAGGAAAGAUAUCGAAAUCGAUUCGAGAAGCUCUCGAUCAACCGUUAAAUUACGCAAGAAUUUACCUCGCCGACAUUCUUCCCCGUCACGUCAACCGCGUGAUCUACCUAGAUUCAGAUCUGGUCGUGAUCGACGACAUUAACAAGCUUUGGGAAGUUGAUUUGGAAGAUAAAGUAGUCGGCGCACCCGAAUAUUGUCAUGCGAAUUUCACGAACUACUUCACCGAUGCUUUUUGGUCGGACCCUUUAUUUGCGUCGGCGUUUGAAGGCCGGCGGGCUUGUUAUUUCAACACCGGCGUGAUGGUUAUGGACGUGGAGAAAUGGCGGCUGGGGAAGUAUACAGAAAAAGUAGAGAAAUGGAUGGAGGUUCAGAAAAAGAUUAGGAUUUAUCAGUUGGGUUCUUUGCCGCCGUUUUUGUUGGUUUUGGCUGGAAAUAUUAAAGCGAUUGAUCAUCGUUGGAAUCAACAUGGAUUAGGUGGGGAUAAUAUUGAAGGGAGAUGUCGGAAAUUACAUUCUGGUUCUAUUAGUCUUCUUCAUUGGAGUGGAAAAGGGAAACCUUGGCUUCGAUUGGAUUCACGAAUGCCGUGUUCUGUCGAUCAUCUUUGGGCUCCUUAUGAUCUCGCAAUCUCGUCCAAUCAAUAUUCAUUUCUUGAAUAGAAUCAAGAAUGAUGAUAGUGGAAUAUUUGUUGGGAUUGGAAUUUAUAUA